AAACAAUCUGUGCCUGAAUUUUUAUUUUACAAAGUUAUGUUAAAUAGCGAGAUAUAUCAUCGAAAUGGAAUAUAUCUCUGUCAAAAAAGAUGAUGUUACUACAUCACAAAAAUCAUCAAAGAUUGGCUUAUUUUUGAUUGCAGUCACAGGUGGAAUUGCAACGGCGAUUAGUGUUGUGUGUUUUCCAUUUAUAAGUCCUGCGUUUCGUAAGAUAUGUUUACCAUAUGUACCAGCUACGCAUCAACAAAUAAAAAAUGUUAUUCAAGCAUUGAAUGGUCGCUCUGGUUCCUUAAUUGAUCUUGGUAGUGGAGAUGGACGUAUUGUUCUUGCAGCAGCAAAGCAUGGUUUUAAGGCCCAUGGUAUUGAAUUAAAUACUUGGCUGGUAUGGUAUUCAAAAUUUAAAGCAUUGAUUAACGGUUUAUCAAAUGAUACUGCAUUUUUUAAGCAGGAUUUAUGGAAAUAUAAUUUGGGAAAAUAUGAUAAUAUUGUUAUCUUUGGUGUGGAUCAAAUGAUGGAAGAUAUUGAAAAAAAAUUUAAUAAUGAAUUGUACAAAGAUUCCCUUGUGAUUGCAUGUAGAUAUCCUCUUCCUAAUACACGUCCUAUUACAACAAUUGGACAUGGAAUUGACACUGUUUGGGUUUACAAGAUAUGUUAGAGCUGAAAGAUUGAGAGAUCAUAAAGGUAUAGGAUGCUGCGUCGGCCAAACAGCUGCAUUAUCUGCAAAGCAAACAUACUUCAUUACAAGAGAUCCAUGAGAAUUUAUAUUCUUGCGUGCGCAUCUUUACAACGACAAUUUUUACCAUAAAUAAAAUUCACGCUAUUGUACAAGAAA
Cataglyphis hispanica is the source of this 832-nucleotide messenger RNA. RefSeq names its product ATP synthase subunit C lysine N-methyltransferase. Gene Ontology annotation, molecular function: protein-lysine N-methyltransferase activity. Gene Ontology annotation, cellular component: mitochondrion. Lineage: Eukaryota; Metazoa; Arthropoda; Insecta; Hymenoptera; Formicidae. The record is from RefSeq and is a predicted model, not a curated record. The transcript has 5 exons. Gene Ontology annotation, biological process: peptidyl-lysine trimethylation; positive regulation of proton-transporting ATP synthase activity, rotational mechanism; regulation of mitochondrial ATP synthesis coupled proton transport. Bases 65 to 655 code for a protein of 196 amino acids.